UUCUCGUGCUACCCAUGCAAUUCCGUAAUCUAUCUCCUUUAUCUCAAACCAUGCAACAAUGUUAAACAAUGAAUCCAAACAAGAAAGUACAGAAUUCUAAGAUCAAUCAAGCCAUAGAAAGUCCAUGGCUACUGUGUCCAUCGAAGAGUUUUCCCGGAAAGUUUUACUAUUUCAAUGGUUCAACCGGAGAGACCGCAUGGAGCCUUAGCGAUACAGAUAAAAACUUGAAAAAGGGCCCAAUCCAUAGAGUAACAGAUAAAGCUCACACCUAUCCUGAACCUUUUGGUGGACCUGAACCCCUAGAUGACAGUACCAACACAACAAACUCCUUAUCACUCAAAAAUACUGGCAACACAUUCACCAACAAUGCCGACGUCAGGCAUUCUCACAUAUUCGGGCAAGUGGUGUUCCCAAAACAUGUCCCACCGCACUCUACACCCAAAUUUAUAUGGACACUGACACCUAUAUAUAUGCCAAGUCAAAUGCCACCACACAGGCAAAUCGCGGAUCAAAUAACACAGACAUAUGAGCCAGAGCAACCAAUGUUGGUGCCAUCUUUAAACAGCCAUUUACAAGCAUUAAAAAUACCAACUUUCCCUCCAGAGUUCCAAUUUCAGCCGUUUAAAGAAACACCAAUAUUUAAUCAAACUUCAAACUUUGAACCAGUUACCAAACCUAAGAUGAAAGAUGAAGCUUGUCAAACAUUUGUACCAAGACCCCAAAUACUUAGAACCCAAUCAGAAAGCGAUACAACAACAACAUCAGAUCUAAAACGAAGCAGGUCUGUGAAAAAUCUCUCAUUAACUAAAGAUGUGGAAACAUCAACUCUAAGUUCUCCAAGUAAGGUUGAGAAUGGAAAUGACAAGUUUAGUGAGCUAGCUAAGAAUGAUUUGAGGUUCAAGCUGGUGGCUAAAAAGAAGAAAGUGGAAACGGUGGUGCGAGAGAAGGCAGAAACAUCAACAGACCAAUCAAAAGCAACUAAAAUACGGGAAGGCUUAUCACCAGAAGGUAUAUUGCCAAAGAAACGAGUGACCUUCGACCUUCAGGAGCCAGGUGCCAGCCACACCAGCUCUGAAGAUGUACAGGUAAUUGACCAGAGCCCCGAUCCUUACAAAGAAGGACUUCUGUGGUACGUCGCUGCCGACACGGAAGCGCUACUGUCGGGUUUGCAGUCUAUAGAGGAAUUCGUCAAAGGUGAUGCCAGCUGUCGAUUACUAGUCCCACACGCAGUAUACUCAGAGCUAGAAUCGCUGUGUCGGGGAGACAACGGAGCGGUAUCGGCGCGGCAAGUGCUCAGGAAGUUAAUCACCCACGAAAACUACAUCUUAGUACAAAGUAAACCAGAAUACGAGGUGACACCUGAAGACAGCAUACUACAGUGCUGUUGGAGUGUGCUACAAGAGGACCGCCAUGUGAUUCUCAUAACAAAUAACAAGAACAUAAGGAACAAAGCAAAAACAAUUAAUUUAAAAUGCUAUACUCUAGAUGAUAUCACAGUGGAAGAACGCAUUGAUAUCGAAAUCGAAUCAGUGCCCAAAAAUGAUUUAGCAAAGUUAAAAAUUAUAGUAACUAAUGAUAGCAAGAACUCAAUAACAGUAGAAAAUGAUACAAAGAAAUCAGAAAUUAAUGGUCUUUCAUUGACUAAACCCAAUGGUUUUAAUAUACGUCCGUCUAGAAUAAAUCUAUUUACCGCUGAUAAUGAUAAUAUAUUCAGCAAUAUGGACUCUAGUUCUGAUAAACUAAUAAAUUUGACUAGACCAAAGGAGAAAGUAAAAACUGUAUUCAGUUCUGAAAUACACAACGUAAAAAAUCAAAUUGUGAAUCUUAGUUUUACAGAAAAUAUUCCUGUACAGAAUCGAACUAAACAGAUUAAGGAAAAUGUGCUUCGGAAUAUGGGGCCUAAUGAUAAAAUCGGCCAAAACCUAUCCUUUGAUCUAGGAAAGCAUUGUAAACAAAAUGCCAGUGUCAAAAUAAAUGUAGAUAAAAGUAAUCAGAUUGUACCAAAAUUUUUUGAAGAUAUUGACGCAAGCGACUUAGGUAUAAGAAGACUAAACAUGAUAGAAAAUACUCAAGAAAAAUCUAGAGAUACUAUAAAAGUAAGCGAUAUUACCAAAUUGAAUAAUCAAUUCAAUUUGGAAGAGGAAUUAAGAAGAUUUCGCAUAAAAAACUCUGUAAUGGAAACCAGAGUUAAAAGUAGAUUAGACGAAUUUGUUUGUCGCUUGAGUCAAACUAUUGAAGGAGCUUUAACAGAUCUUCUUUUAAAAGAAAAAACUAAGUCUAAAAUAAUGACGCCAAUUAAGAAUCCUCUGUUUGAAGCAAUACAAGGAACAGGUAAAAUAUUCAAAAAGCACACAAAUAUAAAACUUAUUAUUGAUCAGUUUCCAAUAGAACUGAUAAGUUGCAGUUUUAACAAUGGAAAAUUAAAGAAAGAUUUAAAACCAAACGAAUUUAUGAAACUAGUGGGUUUCAGUGUGAUUCUUAUAGAACAAUUGAAAGAGAUUGUUAAUUGUAAAGAACUGUACGAAGCAGAAGAAACGUUAGAGUAUUUGAUCAAAAACAUAGAAGAUCCUAAGACUGAUAUAGACCUGUCUUUAGAAAAAGUCAACACGUCUAUAUUUAGUAGAAGUGAAGUGGACAAACCAAAAACAGCUUUCAGCAAAAGUCGAACGGAAGUUCUAGAAUAUUUGAAAAAACAUUUUGCGGCGGGGCAAAGUGAAACAGAUACGCCAGAUACUGUUGAUGGCUUUGAUAAUGAGCCAAAUAUACUUAUAACUUCUGGUAAAAACUUGAAUACGCUAAAAAUUUAUAACACUAGAGUUAUUACUGUAGAAAAGAAUACAAACAGUGCGCCCAUUAACAUACAAACUAACAAUGAAAAAAACGAGAAAGUAAAUGUCAAUAAUCAACCAAAAGUAAUAAGAAACGUAAAAAUCAUAGACGCUUUUGAAGAAAGACUUAAAAAACAAGCACAGUUGGAGUUAGAUGAGCUUGAUUAUGAAGAAAAUGGGUAUAUUACUGAGAUUAAAAGUGAAAAACCGGAUGGAUACGAUGUUACAGAUGACUUAGUGUAUACUAUAUCAGAUAUUACUGAGAUUAAAAGUGAAAAACCGGAUGGAUACGAUGUUACAGAUGACUUAGUGUAUACUAUAUCAGAUAUUACUGAGAUUAAAAGUGAAAAACCGGAUGAAAACGAUGUUAUAGUAAUAUCAGAUAUUACUGAGAUAAAAAGUGAAAUUAAAAUUGAAAAACCGGAUGAAUACGAUGUUAUACAUGACUUAUGUGUGUCAGAAAGCAACGCUGAUACAGAAUGCACCCAAGCGAACCAAUUGGUCAGGAUAUUUUUUGUUAAGGUGAAGAGUACUUUAACACGGAUAUUUAACUUCAUCAAUACAAGCGUACAAGAGUAUCAAGAAGGUGGCAUGAGCUUGGACAAAAAAGCUGAUAUAAAAUGGAAAAGUGAACAUGCUCAUAAUUCCUUGCUGAAAAUUGCUGAAAGUUUGAAAAAUAUCAUCGCAAGAGAAUCUGGCGACGGGAUGAAACUGAAAGACCUCAUCAGAGCAGGAGAUUAUGAAGAGGACGACGUUCUCUUGUCUAAUUACAAACAAACAGUAACCAAGUUCCUUGAGCAAGUUUAUAAACUGGAAGAAGUUCUACAAUAUCUGUUAUCUAUCUCUAACGCUGGGAGUUCGAAAGAGAGCGACAGAACAAAUUGUCCUUUAGAUACCGCAAGCCCGAUUCUUCCCUCACGCAUGCAAAGGAAAGUUUUACCACCAACUAAUAGCAGAUAAGGCGUAGUCAUAGACAUAUUUGGGCUUUUUUUUGUAGUGAUUUUUUUUCUAAGGUAAAUUUAAUGUUUUUCCAACUGAGAAGAGGUAAUCAAGAUAAGCCUGAUGAUACUGAUAUCACACGCAGUGCAAGUGUUAUUUAUACGUCUUAAUUAGGGUUCCGUACCUCAAAAGGAAAAAACGGAACCCUUAUAGGAUCACUCGUGCAUCUGUCUGUCCGUCUGUCACAGCCUAUUUUCUCCGAAACUACUGGACCAAUUAAGUUGAAAUUUGGCAGACAUAUGUAAGUCUGUGACCCAAAGACGGACAUGUAACGUAAACAAAUGAAUUUUAAACAUGGCACUUUUGGGGGGUAAAUGAGAGAAUUAAAAAAUAAAGUUUUUCAAACUUUAUCGUGUUACAUAUCAAACGAAAGAGCUCAUUGUGAGAAUCUGGAAUAUAAUUUUUUUUAAAUUUUAAACGGUUUAGAAGUUAUUCAAGAAAAUAGGCAAAAAUCCCUUUAUCUCCGAAACUACUAGGUCAAAAAUUUUGAAUAAAUACACAAAAUAGAUCUUUACCUAUAGAAGACCUAUUAGAAAUGUGCAGUCAAGCGUGAGUCGGACUUAAUUACUUAUUUUUGAUCCGACCCCUACAGGUUUUUUAAAGACAUUACACAUAAAAAAUACGUUGUUAAAAUUGUGUAAUGUACGGAACCCUUGAAACGAGAGUCCGACUCGCACUUGGCCGGUUUAUUUCAUAGAAGUUUGACGUUUAAAAUAACACUCGCACUGCGUGUGCUAUCAAAAUCGCUGCAGACUUGUUUUGGUUACUUCUAUGAUUAAAUAGCUAAUGAAGGCUUGUACCUAUCGCGUUUACGAAUAACGCCAUUUACUAAGAAUCCUGUCCACUUACAAUUAGCCUCAUGUAUGCUUAUAUUUGAACGAAAUAUGUUUUAUUCGGAUGUUUGUUACCGUUAUAUCAUGUUACAAAUGCAUUUCCGUUUUUAAAUUACCAUUUAAUUACUUAAAAUUAUAAAUAAAAAGUACAAAAAUUUGCCUGCGAAAAGCUAGUGAGCGAAACGCUCGAAACGCCACGUGACGUCACGCGUUCGACAGAUUAGUGUCAUUAGUAGCAAACGUCAGUUGGGCCGCCCAACGUGUGACGUCAUCACGCUCUGUCGAAUUCGCGCCAAAAAUUAUGAGCGUUUCAACCGCUCAAAAAUUUUCAACAUUUUAAAUAUUUUUUUAAUAAAAUAAUGUUAAGGUUUACAAAAGUAUUUUUAUCAUUUCCGAUGUUCCAACGAUAUAAAUUAUGAAUCCAAAACUAAAAAUAAAUUCAUGCAUGGAGCUAAUUUAACUUUCAUGAAGGUUUAACAUAAGUAGUCGGGGUCAAGUAAUUUGUUUAGUUGCAGAAUUAUCUAGGUGUAACUGUUAUCAUGACUUGUAAUGUGCCUUAAAAUGUGGUAUUUUCUAUAAAAAGGGACCUUAUUGUCGAUGGCGCUUACGCCAUUACAAACGAUGCUCCGGUAUAAAUACAAUGGCGCGCGACGCUGUGCGGCGUAAGCGCCAUCGACAAUAAGGUCCCUUUUCAUAGAAAAUGCCCCAAAUAUUGACUGAAUAUAAAUAAAAUGUUAAUUUAUCCAAAACUAAGUACAAAUACUAGAUAAUAAUAUGCUAAUUAAUAGAUACUGACUGAUAUUUUUAGUUUUAGAAUGAUUACAAUAUUUUUGACAUAAGAUUAUUGGACCUAGGGAAUGCAAACCGGUUUUAAUUUGUAUGAAAUUUCGGUUAAUAACCUCGGUAUUAACCGGUCUUUUCGUACAAUUAAAAACCGGUUCGCAUUCCCUAAAUUUGGACCCCAUACAUAUUAGAAGAAACUUUUUGUUCGAAUCUACUGGUUGGCUUAUCUGACGAUGAAUGACAUCGUUUUUUAUUAAGCACUACCUACCAAGUAUGAUUUUGUUUUUAUUUUAUUUUAUUUUUAUUUUUUAUUUUAUAAUUUUGUUAAAAGAAUAUAUUAAUAUAUACAUUGACAACACGUAUAUAAAUAUAGACUGAAGAUAAAAACAUGUAUAUAUUAAAACACAUAACACACGACACACAUCACAUACAUACGAGUAUAGUAUUUAAUCAAAACUAUUGCUCAGGGUUUGCAGUUCGGCUCCAAAAUGUAUGAACUACUAUUGCUGAAGGAAUAUUUUUACCAAUCAAAAAAUAUUCAGUCAAUAUGUAUAUUUCAAUCAAUAGAUCAUCGGUCGAUUAAAUAAUUUUUGUCAAUCAAGAAAUAGAUUGUCGAUUGUUAACUGUGACAGUAACUACUAUCGUUAAAUUUGCAUAGAUAUAAUUAGUAUGAGUUUUACCAUAGAGAAAUAAGUAUGUAUAGAAUGCUUACUCCAUACAUCAGUUUUGUUACCAAGUUGGGUUAUUUCGUAGUAGCUAGACAUCUAGCGUCUAGUAGUGGAUUUAUCAAUACUGCUAAUUGACACCAGAUGUCACCAGUGUCGCGUUUGACGAUAAAUGUAUUGCUAAAACAAUUUACAACUAAUAUUACAAGGAGUUGAGGAUAGAGUUCCGGUCAAUCCGAUUAUAAUAUUAGCUGAAAAUUGUUGAACAUUAGACUUUUCGUUCGUCGCGACAUCUAUUGUCAAGGACUGAUAAAUCCACUACUGGACGCUAGAUGUCGACUACGAAAAUAACCCGCGUUUUGGUAAGAAAACUCAUGUAUGGAGUUAGCACUAUCCUUACUUAUUUAUCUAUGGUUUGACGGAUGAUUUGAUUUUAAUAUAUGUAUUUGUCUAUCUUUUCACAAAUAAACUAUAAAGUCCGCUAAUCUUCUGAAAAUGCUUGCAAUAUAGAUUUUAUGACUAUUAAAACAAGAUACAAAAUCAAAUGUAUAAAUGAGUAAAUUGCAAAAAAAAUGUACAUAGUUAAGGACCUGUAAUUAGUCUAAACAAAGAUAGAUAUAACUCCGUAAUAGAUGGAUACAGUCUAAGGAAAAAACGUGCCUCGAAAAUCACGAAAAUUUGAUUCUCGAUCAGAUGGCGCCACUAGUUUUGGCCUACACUCGUAUAGAGGGCGUUGACUGUUUCGAUUGUUAUUUAUAAUUUUAACGCAUACCAGUGAAAGAACAUGGGUCAAAAUCAUAUAAAAAUAAUUAAUGCAACUAAAAAAAUCAUUUAUCCAUAUUUAAAUACAUUUUAUCGUAUUUUUAUAAAUAUUUAUUUUUAGUUUAAGUGUGUCGACAGAUGGCAGUGAAUUUACUGGGGUUACAAAAUUUACUAUGACAGUACCGCUCUAGUAUAAGUUACUCUAUGGUCUAAAGUUAAUUGAUUCCAUUCUGUUACGAUAAUUAAGCUAUUUCUAUUAAAGCUAUAUGCAUUAAAUUGUUUUUGCGUAUGCUAUAGACUUAUGUGUAUGAAUUAAGUACAAUAAAUACAAUUUACAUAGCUAAUUUUCGAAACACUGAAACUGGACAAAGACUAAUAACAGCUUCUUAAUUACGUACAAUUUUUUUGAAAUUCACUCAAUAACCAUCUGCCAAAUCUGUAGCAUUAUAAAAUGUGGAAAGUAAUUAGUAAGAUUAGAUAUAUUUUCGUUACUUUAGAUUGAUAUUCAAUUGUUUGUUAAUUCAUUAUAAUUAAUAAUUAUAACCAGUCACCAUCACUCUGUCAUGACACCGAACAUUCGUCAGCCGUGCACGGAAUUCGCGCGCGGACAGUACCUAAUGUAAUGUAGUGGAAAAUAUUGAAGACACACUUCAGAUAGCUGUUGUAGAUGGCGCCUUGCGGUCCCACUCUAUACGGUAACUAGGUUGUCAAGCGUUGGACAAUCCAGUUGCUUCAAAACGACGGCACACAGCGCCAUCUACUCCAGCUAUUAAAUAUGCGGCUUAUUAUCUAGCACAACUUUAGUUGCAUUUUUUCUGACUGCAACAUACACGGUGGCUAAAAAAUAAGUGCAUUCCCGUUGCCACGGAGUUUUUGGGAUUAUACUGAGCAACUUUUACUAUGGGACCAACCCCGAAAUCGCGAAAAAAAUUUUGGCUGUUUCAUACAUUUUGGCUAGUCUAUUUUCUAUGGGAAAGUAAAUUUUUUUUCGACAUUUCGUGGUUGUUCCCAUAGUAAAAGUUGCUCAGUAUAAUCCCAAAACCUCCCUGGCAACGGGAAUGCACUUAUUUUUUAGGCACCCUGUAUAUGGAUCUUAAAGUUCUAUGAAACUUGUUUAAUGUUUUUUUUUACUAUUUUCAGUUGAUUAUGAAUAAAAAAUCG
Molecule: messenger RNA, 8031 nt
Organism: Cydia strobilella
Lineage: Eukaryota; Metazoa; Arthropoda; Insecta; Lepidoptera; Tortricidae
Exons: 11
Coding region: 69-3788 (1239 amino acids)
Source: RefSeq, a predicted model, not a curated record